AUGGAGACACCUCCGUCCUUCCUCGAGUUGAGCACGAUGGAAAUGGCGGAGGGACAGAAGUUCGAAGAAUACGCCACGAAUUGGUGUUCGGAGGCGGCAAAGCACUAUCCCCCAAUUUGCGAGGCGCAGCAAAUUCAGAUGUUCUAUGGGACCCUCAAAGGGGCUUAUUACUCGCACCUUAUGGGCCACAAGUCCACUUUCUCGGAAAUAAUCAUGGCUGAGAAACAAGUAGACCUCGGCAUCAAGUUGGGGAGACUCGAAGGCCCUACGAAGGGAAGGGGAGAGGAGUUCUCGAAGAAGACCCCUACGGCGGCGACCUCUUCCAGUGGAAGAAGAGGGAAAGAGGUCUCGGUUAAUGCCGUUAAUCCAGCACAUGCGGGAUCUCAGCAGUAUUCAGUGAAUUUCACGCCCGCACCGCCUUCUAUUGCCGCCUACGCUUCGCCGGCUGUGCAUUAUCAGCCUCAACCUCCCGUUCAACCUAUCUACUACUCAGUUUCACUGGCUCUACUACCUGCGGCCUCGCAACCAGUCGUCCACCAUUAUACUCCCGCUCCGCCUCAGGCCCAACAGUACAGACCCUCGGCUUCGAGAGCUCCUCAGCCGACACAACAGGUCCCACCUUCGCAGGGUCAACAGGGCGGCAUAGCACAACCGCGACUGCGCAGGCAGUACGCACCCUUGCCGGUCCCGCUCUCCCACAUAUACCGGCAACUCCGUGCGGGCAACAAGAUCGGAACAGUAGCGCCCGACCUUAACUUCGAUCCAACCGCUCAAGACCAAAGCAAACGUUGUGAAUAUCAUCAGGGUGCGCCGGGGCAUACCCUGGAUAAUUGCUGGAGGCUACGUGAGAGAAUCCAAGAGAUGAUUGAUGCGAAGGAGCUCUCGUUCAAUGCCGUGAGGUCCCCGAAUGUGCAGACCAAUCCCCUCCCUGAUCAUGGAUCGAGCUCAGGACCCUCCAUUAAUAUAAUCAGCAUUUGUACCUUAGGGGAGGACGAGAGCGAACAGGACAACCCUUCCCCCUUUGUGAUCGAGUAUGUCCCCGCGGAAGCCACAGUUGGGUUCACGGGGCUUAGUGCCUCACCUACCCCUUUCGUUAUAGACGUCCCUGCAUGGUUGCCGUACUUGGACAACAAGGUCCCAUGGGCCUAUGGAGGGGAUGCUAGCAGUCUCGAACACCAGUUCAGUGUCAUGGGCGUGACGCGUUCGGGUCGCGUAUACGAGAAUCCAGAGGCUGUGAACAAGGGAAAGACUCCCGCCGCCGCAAUAGGUACAUUACCCGAGGUUACGCCGAUCCCGCCAAAGAAGGUAACCGAAGAGGAAGCUGAAGCAUUCAUGAAGAUCAUCAAAGAGAGCAAAUACAAAGUGGUCGAGCAAAUUGCCAAAUUUCCAGCCCACAUCUCACUACUCGCUCUCCUCCUUAGCUCAAAGCCACACCGAGAAGCGCUCCUGAAGGUCCUGACGACGGCACAAGUCCCCAAGGAGACGGCUCCAGAUCUCACUGAAGAGACCAUUGGCUCAAUCUUCUCCAACAACAUUUCAUUCUCGGAUGACGAACUUCCCUCCAAAGGGUCCUCGACAUUCCGAAUGCGUUCAGCUUGUUGCUCGGGAGACCUUGGAUCCAUUCAGCGGGCACAGUCCCCCUCCACUUUGCACCCAAAGCUUAAGUUCAUCGUAGAAGAAAAGCUCAUCAGGGUCAAAGGGGAGGAAGACUAUGCCAUCUACAAGGAGACGGCUGUCCCUUACAUUAGCAUCGGGGAUGACGAGAACCUCCCUUUCCACUCGUUCGAGACCAUCUCUGUUAUUUGA
This is a messenger RNA of Punica granatum (pomegranate), 1806 nucleotides long. The record is from RefSeq and is a predicted model, not a curated record. NCBI's taxonomy places the organism in Eukaryota, Viridiplantae, Streptophyta, Magnoliopsida, Myrtales, Lythraceae.